Messenger RNA from Medicago truncatula (barrel medic), 1289 nucleotides. RefSeq lists its product as uncharacterized. The record is from RefSeq and is a predicted model, not a curated record. The transcript is spliced from 5 exons. The coding region runs from base 135 to 1016 and encodes 293 amino acids. NCBI's taxonomy places the organism in Eukaryota, Viridiplantae, Streptophyta, Magnoliopsida, Fabales, Fabaceae.
CAUUAAAACGAAGUAAACGUGGGGAAGUAAAAGAGGUUCAAUAUGUUUGUGUUGUCUCAAGUUGGGUGGCUUUGGUCAAAAGAAGUCAGAAGAACAACAUCAUCGGACUCUGUUUACUUUGCAACAAAUCGACAAUGUAUCCAAAGGUGAAAUUAAGACAGUUACAUCAUCAAGAUGAAUACGAGGGUGGUGAUGUAAGAAACCUUGGUUUGAAAGCUUUUCUCUCUUUAUCCUUCCACUCUCCUACUUCUCCCGUGAAGGACCAUAAAGUUGUCUCUGUGCCAUCUAUUGUCAAAGUACCAAAGUUUUACUUGCCACAAGUAUCAAUUCCACGAGUAUCUGUAACCGAAGAUUUUGUCGACUGCAGUUUGACAUCUGAUUCUUCUGGUUCUGCAGAACCAGGGAAGGAUGGAGAUACUGAUGAGAGUAAAGUAUAUAUUAGAGCCGAUUUGAUUCCACGAGUACCUGUUACUGAAGACUUUGGGGAAGGCGGUUUGACAUCUGAUUCCUCCGGUUCUGCAGAACCAGAGAAGAAUGGAGAUACUGAUGAGAGUAAAGUAUAUAUUAGAGUCGAUUUGAUUCCACGAGUACCUGUUACCGAAGACUUUGGGGACGGCGAUUUGGCAUCUGAUUUGUCAGGACCUGGGAGACUAGAGAAGGAUCACGGACCUGAGAAGGACGGAAAUAUAGAUGAUGAGAAUAAAGUAAACAUCAGAGCCAGUCCAAUUCCACGCCCUCGUGCUGUCAUUUCUAGUCCUGAAAAUGACUUAAUGAUUGGGAGCAGAAACAAGAUUGGAAAUGGAAGAGUUUACGUAUCGAAGAAUAGUACUGUUUUACCAAAUAGACAUGCUCUUGCUCAAUGUAAAGUGAAAUCACAUGACACUACCGAUAUUCCUCCGGACACAAGAAAAUCCACAGAGACCAAGUCUAAAGAUAAAGUUGAUCAUGUAGGAAAGAAAAAGGUUCAUAAAGGUAGCGUAAAAUCUGAUAACUUACAUAGGCACUGGAAGUUUUAGUUCCAAUGUAACAUGAUCUUAAUCUAGGACUAGGUUCCAUCUCAAGGAAAAGGGAAAGAAUAAUACAGUGCAUGUUUUGAUGUAACCAUGACGACGUGCUUAAUACUUCAGCACCAUUUUUCAAUGUUUACUUGUGUUGAUCUAAGAUUAUUAAGCAACAAGGCAUUGCCUGAGGCAUUAUAUAUCUUCCUCUUUCUUUUGCAUAAGAUUUGAGUUUUUUUUUUUGUAAGAUUCUUUUAUAAAAUUUAAUGUGAUGUCUGUAUCUUAAACGUA